Molecule: messenger RNA, 1635 nt
Organism: Triticum urartu
Lineage: Eukaryota; Viridiplantae; Streptophyta; Magnoliopsida; Poales; Poaceae
Product: IAA-amino acid hydrolase ILR1-like 1
Biological process (GO): auxin metabolic process
Cellular component (GO): endoplasmic reticulum
Molecular function (GO): IAA-Ala conjugate hydrolase activity
Source: RefSeq, a predicted model, not a curated record
CACUGCUGCCAAAUCAACGUGCCAAACCGAGCCAAAGCGUCUCGAAACAAAAGACUACUCAAAGAGGGCAGAGAAACAAGGAGGAAGUAAAAAGCGGAAUCCUCCCAAACCGAAGCUCAAGGUCACAGAGAAGAGAGGCUUGUUCACUUGAGCCUAGCCCACUCCCCUCGUGCGCGUUUCGCCUGAUUGAUACUGUAGUAUAGUACAAGUGUCCAACCCGAAAGCGAGAACGUCACGACGGAAUUCAUUUACUAUUGUUGGCCAUGGCCGCCUAUGCUGGGCUGUUCCGCGUCGCCCUCGUCCUCAUCGCCGCCGCCGCGACCUGGGCGGCGGCCCUAGACGACCCGGCGGGGCUUCUGCGACGGGCCAAGGAGGCGGAGUUCAUGGACUGGAUGGUGGGGGUGCGCCGGCGGAUCCACGAGAACCCUGAGCUCGGCUACGAGGAGUUUGCCACCAGUGAGCUCGUGCGGCGCGAGCUCGAUGCCAUGGGGAUCCCCUACAGGCACCCCUUCGCUGUCACCGGCGUCGUCGCCACCGUCGGCACAGGCGGCCCGCCCUUCGUCGCGCUUCGGGCUGACAUGGACGCGCUCCCUAUGCAGGAAAGCGUGGAAUGGGAACAUAAGAGCAAAGUGCCUGGGAAGAUGCAUGGAUGUGGCCAUGAUGCACAUGUUGCUAUGCUAUUGGGUUCUGCUAGGAUUCUUCAGGAGCACCGUGACGAGUUGAAGGGUACUGUAGCCCUUCUUUUCCAACCAGCUGAGGAAGGUGGUGGUGGAGCCAAGAAAAUGGUAGAAGCCGGAGCUGUGGAAAACAUAGAGGUCAUGUUUGGACUUCAUGUAGCUGACAGUGUGCCAAUUGGUGUGCUGGCAUCCAGACCUGGUCCUAUAAUGGCAGGGAGUGGAUUCUUUGAGGCAGUAAUAAGUGGAAAGGGAGGGCAUGCUGCACUUCCUCAUCACACUAUUGAUCCGAUACUGGCUGCAUCCAAUGUUAUUGUAAGCCUUCAGCAACUUGUUUCCCGAGAAGCUGACCCCUUGGACUCACAGGUAGUAACGGUUGGAAAGUUUCAAGGUGGUGGAGCCUUCAAUGUUAUCCCUGAUUCCGUGACAAUAGGCGGUACCUUCCGAGCCUUUUUGAAGGAGAGUUUUAAUCAAUUGAAGCAGCGAAUUGAAGAGGUCAUAGUCACACAGGCAUCUGUCCAGCGCUGCAGCGCAGUUGUGGACUUCCUUGACAAAGAUAAGCCUUUCUUCCCUCCAACAAUCAACAAUCCCGAGCUUCACGAUUUCUUUGCGAAGGUGGGCAGUGAGAUGGUUGGCCCCAACAACGUGAGAGAGAAGCAGCCACUGAUGGGUGCCGAGGACUUCUCCUUCUACACGGAGGCCGUUCCCAAGACAUACUACUACUUCGUGGGGAUGCUCAACGAGACUCGUGGACCGCAGGCGCCUCAUCACUCCCCCUACUUCACCAUCAACGAGGAUACACUGCCCUAUGGUGUGGCCAUGCAAGCAUCGUUGGCUGCUCGCUAUCUGCUUGAGCACCAGCCUGUUACCGCUGCUAAGGUGGAACCUCGCGACGAGCUGUAGAUGGUGUCCGUGUUGAAUGAAACGGAGAAGGACAAGGACGUGCACAGCAAUUGUUGGU